AUGUCUCCGCACGUGGUCGUGGCCAACGGCGCUGCCCCUCCUCCCUCGCAGGAGGAUGUCAGCACCUUCGUCACCACAAUCUUCAACGCCAAGACCUCGGCCGCCUCCAUCGACGCCGCCUACGGCCUCUGCGAGCUCCUCCUUAACUCGGUGGGCGCCGCGGGGCUCGUCCAAUACGGCGUCGCCGCCGAGAUCAAGAAGGCUGCGGCCGACAAGAAGAGCGGCCUCCGCCGCGAGAGCGCCCAGAACCUGCUCGGCGCCAUCUUUGAGCGCUUCCCCGCUCGCCAGCCCGCCAGCGAGACCGUCCUCCUCAUCCAGGACGGCGGCCUCCUCUCCGUCGCCCUCGACGCCCUGUCCGACAAGGGCGCCGUGGUGCGCGAAGCCGCUCAGUACGGCAUCGACGCCCUCUUUGCCAACCUGAGCGCCGAGGCUCUCGUGGUCGGCCUCAUGCCCGCUCUCCUGCGCUACCUGUCCAAGAGGACGGGUAAGUGGCAGGGCACCGUCGCCGCCUACAAGCUGCUCCAGCGCAUGGCGGACAAGGCGCAGAUUACUCUGGGCUCCACCAAGGAGGAGUCCAUCGAGAAGGACGUUCUCCGCGACGCCAUGGGAACCAAGUUGGCUGCCCUGAUCCCCGUCGUCGAGGAGGGCAUGCACGACAUGAAGACCGAGGUCGAGAAGCAGGCCGGUACCACCAUGACCUCGCUCACCUCCCUCCUCUCCAACGACGACGCCAUCCACGGCCUCUCCCAGACCACCUUUGUCGCCAUCGAAGUCCUGCGUCAGACCGUCGUCGUCGUCGAGAACCUGACCAAGCUCGUGCACGACCCCAUCGAGGCCCGCACCUUCCUUCCCAAGCUCAAGCCCGGUGUCAAGGGCGUCUCCGACCGCGCCUCCCAGCCCGAGGUCCGCGAGCUUGCCGACCGCGCCCUUGCCGUCAUCGACAAGGCCAUGGGCGAGGGCCAGAACGUUGAGGAGCGAGUCGGCGCCCAAGACAUUGCCGCCCGCCUCGACGAGCAGAUCCGCAAGCACGGCGGCGCGGCUACCCAGUCCGAGCUCUACAAGCUCAACCACACCUACAUCUGCGAAAUGGUGGUCGAAGACGUCAACCACCGCCACAUCUCGCGCAUCGCCGGCCGCAUCGGUCCGUACCUCGCGGGCUUCUUGCGCGAUGCCACCGCCCCCGAGGCCGUGGCCAGCGCCGUCCAAGAGCACUUUGCGGCCGAGGACAGACGCAAGCACGGCGAGCCCGAGAAGGAGGACGACGGCGAGAUCGAAAUCGUCAACGCCGACUUCUCCCUGGCCUACGGCGGCAUGCUUCUCCUUUCCCACACCAAUCUCAGGCUCCUCAAGGGCCACCGCUACGGUCUCUGCGGCCGCAACGGUGCCGGCAAGUCCACCCUCAUGAGGAGUAUCGCGGGCGGCAAGCUCGAGGGCUUCCCCGCAGGACGUCCUCCGAACCUGCUACGUCGAGCACAACCAGGGCGAGGACGCCGACAUCAGCAUCCUCGAGUUCGUGUCCAAGGACCCCGAGAUCGCCAAGGAGGGUCAGGAACGCAUCUCCCAGGUCCUCGCCGAGUUCGGCUUCACCGCCGGUCCCGAGGGUCGUCAGGCGCAAAGGUCGGCUCCCUCUCGGGUGGUUGGAAGAUGAAGCUCGCCCUGGCCCGUGCCAUGCUGCAAAAGGCCGACGUCCUCCUGCUGGACGAACCGACCAACCAUCUCGACGUCACCAACGUCAAGUGGCUCGAAAACUACCUCAAGAACAACACCGAGAUCACCAGCUUGAUCGUGUCCCACGACUCUGGCUUCCUCGACGAGGUCACCACCGACAUCUACCACUACGAGCCCAACAAGAAGCUCGCGCACUACCGCGGAAACCUCGAGGCUUUCGUCAAGGUCCGCCCCGAGGCCAAGAGCUACUACACGCUGUCGGCCUCCAACGUGCAGUUCAAGUUCCCCUCGCCCGGCCUGCUGACCGGUGUCAAGUCCAUGACGCGCGCCAUCCUCAAGAUGACCAACGUCACCUACACCUACCCCGGCGCGCCCAAGCCCUCGCUCAUGGACGCCUCGUGCCAGCUCUCCCUGUCGUCCCGCAUCGCCAUCAUUGGCCCCAACGGUGCCGGCAAGUCCACCAUGAUCAAGCUCCUGACGGGUGAAAUCAUCCCCACCGUCGGCCGCGUCGAGAAGCACCCCAACCUGCGUAUCGGCUACAUCAAGCAGCACGCCCUGGAGCACGUCGAAAUGCAUCUCGAAAAGACGCCCAACCAGUACCUCCAGUGGCGAUAUGCCCACGGUGACGAUCGCGAGGUCCACCUCAAGCAGACUCGUAUCCUGUCCGACGCGGACCGCGACCAGAUGAACAAGUUUGUCGAGCUCGGCGAUGGAAAGCCCGCCAAGCAAAUCGAGGCUUUGAUCGGUCGUCAGAAGUACAAGAAGACGUUCCAAUACGAAGUCAAAUGGCGAAACAUGCUCCCCAGGCACAACAGCCAAGUAUCCCGCGAAACCCUCGUCGAGCUCGGCUUCUCCAAGCUCGUCCAGGAAUUCGACGACUACGAAGCCGCCCGCGAGGGUCUCGGCUACCGCGACCUGCAGCCCUCGGUCAUCUCUAAGCACUUUGAGGACCGGCGGCCAAAGAUCAAGGUCGUGCUCGCCGCCGCGCUGUGGUCCAAGCCGCACGUGCUCGUGCUCGACGAGCCCACCAACUUCUUGGACCGCGACUCGCUCGGCGGCCUGGCCGUCGCCAUCCGCGACUUCAAGGGCGGCGUCAUCCUCAUUUCCCACAACGAAGAGUUUGUCGGCGCUCUCUGCUCGGAGCAGUUCCACGUCAACGACGGCAAGGUCGCAUACAAGGGCCAGUCGGCCGUGCACUCGGACCGCUUCGAGGACAGCAGCCGGCCCGACAGCGGCGUGCCCAGCACCGCCGUCAGCAGCGCCGCGCCCUCGGCCGCCCCCAGCGCCGUCCCGAGCGCCGUCAACAGCGGCACCGAGGACAACUCGUCGCCCAUGAGCUUCAAGGCCCGCAAGAAGAAGAAGGGCCUUACCAAGAAGGAGCUCAAGGAGAGGGUGGUCAGGAGGCGUCUGCGGGAGAUUGCCUGGCUGUCCAGCGCCCCGGGCACUCCCAAGCCCGUGGAUACGGACGACGAGGAAUAA
This is a messenger RNA of Parascedosporium putredinis, 3147 nucleotides long. The record is from the annotation of a GenBank genome assembly. Lineage: Eukaryota; Fungi; Ascomycota; Sordariomycetes; Microascales; Microascaceae.